This is a messenger RNA of Menidia menidia (Atlantic silverside), 201 nucleotides long. NCBI's taxonomy places the organism in Eukaryota, Metazoa, Chordata, Actinopteri, Atheriniformes, Atherinopsidae. The record is from the annotation of a GenBank genome assembly.
AUGCCAUCAAAUCCCAUCCCAGUAGUGACAAAAUUUAUACAGAACACUUCUUCUAGUUCCUACGACCUGCUGAUUACAAAUGUCGCUGAUAAUAAUGAAGGAGUUUGCUACUGUGGAACUAUUGAGAAGAAAACGGAAAAAAUUGAAAAGAUUACACCAGGAGAUGGUUGCAGGUGCAACAUCACAACAAGGCUCACCAUC